CCUCUGGAGUAAAAGACAGGGCUUCACGUCACAUUUCCCCCGUCUGUUUAAGGAAGUGAAAGCUUUCCUUCAGCAUGGACGGGAUUUAAACUGCCCAGAAAGAGAGAGAGAGAGAAAGAGAGAGAGAGAGAGAGAGGAAGAGAGAAGCACUCUCUCUGGGGAGUUAAACUUUUUCCACCCGGACUAUGUUUAAGAUUCCCCUGAGAAAUGGAACUUGCUAGCUGCUCACUACCUGCUGUGAUUCACAAUGACAGUUUGGACUUCUGGCAGCUGAUUGGUUGUGGUGGAUUCGGAAAGAUCUUCAGAGCAAAGCAUCUGAAACUACGAUUGGACGUUGCCGUAAAGUUAUUACGGUGUGAUGACGGCUCCAACUCUACUCUCCUCCGGGAGGCAAACCUGAUGCACCAUGGUGGGAACCCCUACGUCCUGAGAAUUCUGGGUGUGUAUGAAGGGCAACCUGAGGGUGAAGAAGCCUCUCAGUUCGGUCUAGUGAUGGAGUACAUGGAGAGGGGCUCGCUGGUGGACCUCCAGAGGGCUCUAAACGGACCUCCUCCGUGGUCUCUCGCCUUCCGCAUCGCCCACCAGAUCGCUCUGGGCAUGAACUUCCUUCACCAGCUGGAUCCACCUCUUCUGCACCUGGACCUGAAGCCCAGCAACGUGCUGCUGGACGACAGCCUCAACGCCAAGCUCACAGAUUUUGGCCUGGCCAAAGUGGCCCGAAGCGUUUCCAAAACAGUGAAAGAGGAAGAUGGCGAGAUGGGCGGGACCACCAGCUACAUGCCCCCAGAAGCUUUUCAGUCGGUCUCUUAUAAGCCCAGCUUUUCCUCUGAUAUCUACAGCUAUGGUGUUCUGCUGUGGUCAGUCCUCACUGGAAAGGAGCCGUACGACUCUGUACUCUCCAGUUUGGUGAGGUUUCGCAUCCCUAAAGGAGACAGGCCUGAUCUUAGAUCUGUGGACACCAGUAAGGCAGCUGGGCUGAGUGAUCUGACCAAUCUGAUGCAGCGCUGCUGGAACUCUGACCCGAACCUCAGACCUUCAUUUAAAGAUUGUGCUGAUGUCACGAGCGAUGUGUACGAGAUGCACAGACAAGAAAUAAAUGAUGAUGUUUAUGCCACCCUGAAACUGCUGGAUAACAAGAGCAGCAGCAGCAAGUCUAAAGUCAGUUCCAGGUUUGGAUCACCCCAGAGAACCAGCUCUAAAACAAGGAAUGGAAGCCUGAAAGGAAAGUCAGGUGGUGCUGUGAAGACUGAGUGGACUCCUGCGCAGGACACAGGGGGCAGUGCAGUCUCACGACCUAAAGAAUCAGAGCCCUUCUUCUACCCAGCUUCUUCAGGAACAAAUCACAGGGCAGCUGCCCGAGCUCCUCCCACCAAUGACAGGCUUCAGAUGACUCAGCGCCAGUACUCAACUCCAGGUGACCUAAAUCGUGUGAGCAUCAGCCUGUCCAACGUUACGGGAGUGCAGAUCGGCCACAACAACUACAUGAAUGUGAAUUUACCACGACAGAAACAGCGGCAGAGACACCCGACUGCACCAGCCCAGCUCAACACCUCCAACCCCCACCAGCCUUCCAGACCGAACCCCCACCCUAAACCCUAAACCAAGAACCACCGUUCUCCAGUGUGUUUGACUGGUUCAAACACUCUUUUACUUUCUUAACUCUUUUUCUGUUAUAUAGAACCAUUUUUAAAAAGGUGCAUUCACAUAAUUUUAUAUUAUUUUUUUAUUCCCCAGUUUUGUCCCCUUUCAAUGAAAUCCUUCCAAUUGCAGAAGAAAGCCCAACCUUUUUUAUAGCAUUGUACAAAUGUUAUAGUAACAUAUGAAUUUGUGAUCAGGUGCAUUUAAAAGAACAGGCCCUAUACUUUGGGAAUUGUUUAAAUCUGAGGAAGCUCUGGUACCUCAAUAAUGGCUAUUUCAAAGCCAAAUUUAAUGUUCUCAGGUAUUUUUCAGUCUAAAAUGUAAUUUUAUAUCUAUUUGAUUAAUCUGUUCAAUAUUCCAUUUUAUAACAUAAUUGCUAUUGGCUAUUGUUGGAAAAGUGUACUAAUGUUCUGUCUUGUUUGAUACUCAGGCUUUGGAAUGUAUUGUUUUGAGAAAUGAAGAUUAAGAGUCAUUAUGAAAUUUGGAGGUGCUUUCACUUGUGAUUGAUUACAUAUCAUGGUACUAAUUUUAUGGUACUGAAAAUCUGCUGUUCUUGUAAAUCUUCUAUUCCUCAUCUAUUAAAAGCUGCCUUUCAAAGAACCUAUUAUCACCUAUUUGUCUGCUGUCUAGUUUAGACCUAAUAAGCACAACUUUCUCAGCAAUUUAUUCAUUCACAGCCUAUAUGUAGCUGAUAGAACCAGUGAUUACUUUUGCAUUUUUACCUUAUGCACUACAAUACAUUCCUAUAUGCCUUUUUUUGUAAUUUUAUUUUUAAUUUUUAUUCCCAUUUUCUUCCCAAUUUACACAGCCAAUUACUCAGCCCACUCAUGCCUCCCCUAUCUCUAGUGAUGCCCCAACACAAGGAGGGUGAAGAAUACCACAUGCCUUCUCCGAUACAUGUGAAGUCAAACUCCGCCUCUUUUCAAACUUCUUCGCCGAGUAGCAUCACAGCGUGUUCGGAGGUAAGCUCACAGAUGCCUUGUGCUGAUCGACAUCACCCUAAAAGUGAUCAGUGAGAAGAGCCCCAUAGGGAAAGGGAGCCGGAGAACUGGUGGAAAAACGAGAACGGAGAGAAACUAAAGUCACACCGAGCACGGAAUGUGAACAAAAGCUCACCAGAGAAACAUUUUAUCAUUUUUUUUUUCAUUAUCGUUCAUUAUACUUUAAACAACCUCACAGGCCAGAUGUUUCAUGCUUGCCUAAUGCCGACUGCUCUAAGGUUUCAAGCACUUGAAGGACUUUUCUGCAGUAAUUCUGCAUCACAUACAGUAAGUGUACUGUCACAACUUUUUUUUAAUUUAAGUUUGUAGAAGUUAGUGAUAGUGCAAGCCUUUUGGUGCUAAAUAGGCCUUCACAAUCUAGUCUAGGGCCUUUAAGAGACUGGAGCUGGACCAGAAUACCCCCUUAAAAGUUAGGAAGUUCUUCUAACAGCCAUUAAAUGUUUUGAAGGUGCAAGUAAACCCUCUUCUCCCGCUCCUCGUCCCGCAGCGAUCUGGAGCUCUGAUGCUAACGAGCGAUGACGGCCCGCGCGGUGCAGCCGGCGGGGUCCUGGCACUCCCUCCGCCAAGUCCCCCAUCUGUCACCAGAAUCUCACGGACGCAGAAGCGCACGAUCAGCAUCGUCCCCUCACUAGACUCAACAUCCCAGCGUCCUCGACAAAACGGGGGCCGGGGGUGUUCCUGACGACAGGAUGGAACAGCUGGAAGUGGGGUGCACUGAAAGUCCACAAACACUGCAGGUUAUAGAGAAAGAGGACACCACACAGAUGAUCCGAUAAGAGUGUUUAAUUGAAGGACAGAACAUUCCCAGAGGACAUUCCAGAGCUUAGAAUGAUUUAACACUCCUAAAAACCAAAAAGAGCCAACAAGGUUCCCUGGAGCAAUGCCUCAGAAGAACUACUAAAACAGAGAGUUCCUCUCAGGGUCAGUAUCAAUAUAAUGUACCUUCUGUUACAAACACUGUGUAUCAAUCAUUGUUUUUAAGAUUUACUCUGAAUUAACUCAUUAUUAUGCAUAUAGAAGAAUAAUGUUUACCUUAAAGGUCUCAUUCCAUUGUUUUUAUUAAUUUUAAAAUGUAUAGUUUUGGUCUCUAGUAUGAAUGAAUGCCAUGUGAGCUGUUUUUUUUUUUGUGAAGAAAAGUGCUCAGGUGUUUUUAUUUAGCCCUGCUUUAGAUCACUGAAUUAGUGGUCUCUGAAGAAAGACAGGUUUUGGCUCAUGAAUAUUCAUACAUGCAAAUAUAUUGCCUCUGAUUGGCUAACAGCACUGCAGCAGGGAACGCCUACCUGCCUUCCCAAA
Messenger RNA from Astyanax mexicanus (Mexican tetra), 3932 nucleotides. It is a transcript of the gene ripk3, whose product is annotated as receptor-interacting serine-threonine kinase 3. Gene Ontology annotation, molecular function: JUN kinase kinase kinase activity; ATP binding. Bases 208 to 1599 code for a protein of 463 amino acids. Gene Ontology annotation, biological process: protein phosphorylation. The transcript is spliced from 14 exons. The record is from RefSeq and is a predicted model, not a curated record. Lineage: Eukaryota; Metazoa; Chordata; Actinopteri; Characiformes; Acestrorhamphidae.